AUGGCGAAGGCAAGCAAGAUGCUCGUGGUUGCAGCAGCCGUGGCGGCCUACUGCGGCUGGCAGAGUGCAUUCGUGCCGCCCCCCACGGGCCGGCAGGUGCCAGUUGCCGCUGCUGCAGGUGCCGCGGCCAUGCUGGGCACUGCGCCCGCGUAUGCCGACAAGAUCGACGACGCGGCCAAGGUUCUCAGUGAGAAGAGCUACCCAUUUUUGAAG
Messenger RNA from Effrenium voratum, 213 nucleotides. Lineage: Eukaryota; Dinophyceae; Suessiales; Symbiodiniaceae. The record is from the annotation of a GenBank genome assembly.